UUGCACAAUAUUUGAAAACAGCUGAUUAGUCGCUUACUGAAUAUCGCCCAAAAGUUAAAAAGUUGCUUCCAAUUUUGUAAAAAUAUUUUGUUUUGUUAAACAAAGUUAUAUUCUACUUAUAAAAUGAAUGAGACUGAUAGCUGCGAAGAGGAUAAUACUUUCUACUUUGAAAGUGAUCAUCUAGCUUUACGUGGUAAUGCCGAUUAUACAAAUAUGCUGCGCACUAUAGCCGUGCUGGAGGUGCAAAGAAUGCGUGUGCAUAAACAGCUAGAGGAAUUGGAAUUGGCGAAACAACGCUAUUUAAAUGAUCCAGCGUUACUGCUGCAAAAACUACGCAAUAAUGAGCAAAUUAUUGCGCCCAACUAUAUGACUAUUGAGAAGAUACCAGAAAUUACCACCAAUCUGGACUUGCUACCACCUGUAGAUAUCAAGAUCAAAGAAGAACCUGAUUCUGAUACAAAACCGGCAACAGUGCGUGGACGCAUUGUAGACCAGUCUAAGCCAGAGACAUUUAAUCAGUUGUGGUCGUGCGAAGAACAACGUCGUCUCGAGGAGCUGCUUAUCGAAUAUCCCGCUGAAGCGAUCGAAAGCCGUCGUUAUGUAAAAAUUGCUAAGGCUUUGGGCAAUCGUACACCACAACAAGUGUGUAGUCGUGUGCAAAAAUAUUUUCAAAAAUUACACGAUGCCGGUUUACCCAUACCUGGACGACGGCCGAAAAAUCGUCGUGGUGGUCAAUCGAAAGCGAAACAUUUCUUUCGACCAACCACAUUUUUCCCUGCCUUUAAUGUGCCUGUACACAUGCCGGAAGAUGACUUUCUAUUAGGUGAAUUACCCACCGUGGCUUCGCCUUUGCCAAACGACACGCGUAAGAUUUCAACGGAAACGCCAACGGAAGAUGCAUUUGCGAGUGGUAUUGACUUGCAAAGUGAUGACGAUCGUGAGCGUAUGUUGAAAAUAUUAUCAAUAAUAAAGGAGGAGAAGUUGAAAACUCCCGAAGGUUACAAUCCAGAUCCAUUAGCUGCCAUGUGUGAAACAUGUCGCGUUAGUGCUAUUUCACGUUUACGUUGGCGUUGCAAUACCUGUUAUAUAUAUCUGAAUCAAUGUUCCGAUUGUAUUGUGAGCCAAUUGUUGGCGCAAAACUUCGAACAUCUGACACACGAUGUAGUGACGGAGAGUGAUUUGUAGCAGUUAGAUAAUUUUCGCAAAUAAUGAUUGUUUGAAAUUACUUUCGCUUUAAGUUAAAAUCCAAUUUGAGAAUAACAUAACUAAUUAAGGAAUUUAUAUACGCUUUCAAGAUAUAUAAUAUACAUUUAAGCAAUUCUAUAGACUACAUAGGCGCUCAGGUGAGGCUUUAACAUAUUAUUUUCAACUUUUUUUAAUAAAUUCUAUUUAUAUUUAAUUAGUUGCACAUAUUACAAGAUCAAGGCGCACUAAAGUUUAUAUUUUUAUAUUUUUAUUUAUUUAUUAUUUACUUGUAGCCUUCAAAGCCACAUGCAAUUUAAAAAAUAUCCACAAUUUUCUUCACACCAAUCAAGUUUAUUCAAGCAAAUGCACUCAUACACAUUUUAAUUCAUCAAUCCAUUCAAUAUCUGUAUAGCUCUUCGAUAAUUGCAAAUUUAUUUCAAACGCAAGUACUAUUGAAGACUGGUAAGUGAAAAAUUUUCUUCAUAAGUACAUACUUUAUCAGUAUAGCUGUACUAAUAGUUGAGGUUCUGUUGUCACUUUUUCCAUUGAAUUAAGAUAAGAUAAUUGACUGUAUAUUUACUAAUGAACGAUAACCUUUGAAUUUUUAUUGUUAUGCAUUUUGUUUCUAAUUUUUUUUUUAUCGGCUACAUACUACUCGUCAUUAUAUACA
Zeugodacus cucurbitae (melon fly) is the source of this 1855-nucleotide messenger RNA. RefSeq names its product ZZ-type zinc finger-containing protein 3 (gene Atac1). The coding region runs from base 124 to 1185 and encodes 353 amino acids. The record is from RefSeq and is a predicted model, not a curated record. NCBI's taxonomy places the organism in Eukaryota, Metazoa, Arthropoda, Insecta, Diptera, Tephritidae. The transcript has 4 exons.